GCUAGCGAGGGGGCGGCGCGGGGCGCGCCUCCGGGGCAAGGGAUCAGGGCCGUCAGGACCCCCGGCCCCCCUAGCAUGGCUGAACCCCUGCUCAGAAAAACCUUCUCCCGCCUGCGGGGCCGGGAGAAACUUCCCCGAAAAAAGUCAGAUGUGAAAGAGAGAGGCCGUCCAGCUCAGCCCCCCGAGCCCUUGGCCCCGGCCGCUCCCCAGGCCGAGCCCCAGGCCGCGGGGCGGCCGCCGGGCGGAGAGGAGGCCCCCAGCUCCGAGCUGUCCCGCAGCCCCGGCCGCGGCGUCUACUUACAGAGCCUGGAGCCCAGCAGCCGGCGCUGGGUGCUGGGGGGCGCCAAGGCCCCCGAGGAGGCGCCCCGGGGCCCCGGGGCCGCGGGCCAGCCGGCCGGGGAGAUCUGGUACAACCCCAUCCCCGAGGAUGAGCCCGGACCCCAGGCCGGGCCGGGCAAGGGGCAGGACCGCGCGGCCCCCGGGGGUCCGCCGGCGGCCGGCGGCCCUCCGGGCUCGCCGCCGGCCAAGGGGGCCCGGGGGCCCAAGUCCCCCGGGCCGGCGCGCCGGCUCUCGCUGAAGAUGAGGAAGCUGCCGGAGCUGCGGCGGCGGCUCAGCCUGCGGGGCCCCCGAGCCGGGCGGGAGCGCGAGCGGGAGGGCGAGCGGGCGGCGCCCGCCGGCUCCGUCAUCAGCCGCUACCACCUGGACAGCAGCGUCGGGGCCGCGGGCGGGGCGGCGCGGGCGGCGGGGCGGGGAGGGCGGCCCGGCCGGCCCGGCCGGCCCGGCCACCUGAGCGACGGCGACUCCCCCGAGCGGCCCCGGCGGCCCGAGCCGGCCGCCUUCCGGCCCUACGAGCCGGCCCCGCAGCCCCGCGGGCCCCCGGCGCUGUGGGGCCGCCUCAGCCUGCACCUGUACGGGCUGGGCGGGCUGCGCCGGCCCCCGGGGCCCCCGGGGCCCCCGGGGCCCGUGCCCUGCGAGCCCUUCUGCCUCCUGCAGGUGGACGGGGCCCCCCGGGCCCGCACGGGGCCCCUGCAAGCCGGGCCCGGGCCCGACUGCCUGCGCCUGGACCACACCUUCCACCUGGAGCUGGAGGCGGCCCGGCUGCUCCGUGCCCUCGUCCUGGCCUGGGACCCCGGGGCCCGGCGCCACCGGCCCUGGGCCCAGGGCACCGUGCUGCUCCCGCCGCUCUUCCGAGGGUGCCGGGCCCAGCAGCUGGCCGUGCGGCUGGAGCCCCAGGGCCUGCUCUAUGCUAAGCUGACACUGUGGGAGCAGCGAGAGGCCCCGGGGGCCACCGAGCCCCGGGUCUUUGGCCUGCCCCUGCAGCUUCUGGUGGAGCGGGAGCAGCCCCCGGGCCAGGUGCCCCUCAUCAUCCAGAAGUGCAUUGGCCAGAUCGAGAGGCGGGGGCUGCGGGUGGUAGGGCUGUACCGCCUGUGUGGAUCCGCUGCGGUUAAGAAAGAGCUGCGGGAUGCUUUCGAACGGGACAGCAGGGCCGUCUGUCUGUCUGAGGAGCUCUACCCUGACAUCAAUGUUAUCACUGGCAUUUUGAAGGACUAUCUGCGGGAGCUGCCUACCCCCCUCAUUACCCUGCCGCUCUACCAGGUGGUCUUGGAGGCCAUGGGGCAGGGGCCAUCGGGCGGACGUGGGGCCGGCUGCCAGGACACCCGAGGACUCCUCCGCUGCCUGCCCGCCGUGGAGAGGGCCACCCUGACACGACUCCUGGAUCAUUUGCGCCUGGUCUCUUCCUUCCAUGCCCACAAUCGCAUGACGUCCCAGAAUCUGGCCGUCUGUUUCGGGCCAGUGUUACUGCCUCCCCGUCAGGCGCCGGCCCGAUCCCGGGGCCCCGGUCCCAGCAUUUCCAAUGCCGUCGACUUCAAACGUCACAUUGAGGUGCUCCACUACCUGCUGCAGGCCUGGCCAGAGCCCAGUCAGAACCCGGAGUCCCCGGAGUCCCCGGAAUCCCCCGAUGCUGCCAUUUACCUGCGCCCCAAACGGCGCCCCGCCCUGGACCUGCCGCUGGGCGACUCUUUAGUGGUGACGAGGCCCCGGUGCCGAGGGGGACCAGAGAGCCCCCCCAGCAACCGCUAUGCCGGCGACUGGAGCGUCUGCGGCCGGGACAUCCUCACCUGCAGCCGGGACUUCUUGUCUGGACCUGACUACGACCAAGUGGCUGGGAGUGACAGCGAGGAAGAGGAGGCGGCCGUGCAGGGGAGGGCUGGGGACUUUGAAGGAGAUUUUGCCUUGGUAGAUGACCCCGAGGCCCCCUUCAACACUCGCCUCAACCUCAAGGACUUUGAUGCCUUGAUCCUAGAUCUGGAGAGAGAGCUCUCAAAGCAGCUCAACGUCUGCCUCUGAGUCCCUCUCUCCACCCAGGAGGCUGUCGCCAGGGAGACCUCGGCCUGUUGCUGGGCACCAGCUCCUCAUUGCCAUGGACAAUUUCCCUGGUGUUAGGGACCACCCUCCUGUCGCUGGGAGGCAUCUUCCCCCGUCAGGAGGCACCGCUUUCUGGCCAAGGACCGUGUUCCCGUUCCCAGGGACCAUCCUUCCUGCCGUCAGAAGUCUUCUGGGACGGCCAGAGAGCUUUAGGAUUCCGAUGAAUUGCUGUGAGCACCCAAAUGGGGAGAGGGCCCAGGGAGCUGGGCCCUCCCCCAGCCCCUUUGCUGCUGCAGGCCAGAUCAGUAUUAGCUUGGGCCACCGCUGCUCAAUGCCACCCAGCCCCUCACUUAAGGAGACCUGAAGCCCCACCCCCUUCAAACUGGCUAGCAGUGAAGCAAGGGGAGAGCCCAACGCAGGUUCCUGAAGCUGCAGCCCCACGGCCAGCUCUCCCUGACCUUUUUCCUGACCUGGCAGAACUCUGCCUGGACCAAAACCCCGGGGGAGGGCCCAGCCCUGAGCCCUAGGACUGCAGCCCUGUCCCUGGGCCCGGGCGGCGGAGCCCAGCCUCUCAGUUGGAGGCGAGGAGGCGGGGAGCAAAGGGAGAGAAGGGAGGGAGGAGAAACAGAAAGUGGAGGCACGUCCACGAUUGUCCCUCGAGGACUGCUAGGGCACAAACUCCUGGCAGACGCACAAGGACUUUUGUGCAACUGUGGCAAUGUUGCCCUACUUCUUGGAAAUUACUCCCCCCCGCCCAUCCCUAGCCUCGUGCCCCCCUCACCCCCCCC
Messenger RNA from Tachyglossus aculeatus (Australian echidna), 3155 nucleotides. RefSeq names its product synapse defective Rho GTPase homolog 1 (gene SYDE1). The record is from RefSeq and is a predicted model, not a curated record. Gene Ontology annotation, biological process: signal transduction. NCBI's taxonomy places the organism in Eukaryota, Metazoa, Chordata, Mammalia, Monotremata, Tachyglossidae.